UACACAUAUACCGAAGUCUCCUUAUUGGUUUGACGCGUUGUUUGACCUCUCACAUCCUUAUUUAGCGUCACCAUUAACUAACGGUCACGGCGAUUUGAACAGUCAUUCUCCCUUUUACAAACGGCCGUGGAGGGUUUCAGUGUUACCUGGUGUAGGUUGGUACUCCCAAGAAAUCCGUCUCCGUGACACGGUUUUCUUAAACCGAAUCCGUUAUCGUUCCUCUCUCUCUGUCUCUCUCUCAAUCGCUCCUUCUCUCUGCUUGUUUUGACGGAACGACUGGGUGAGGAAGAUGAGUAUCGCUUGUGAAGGUCUCUGUUGCAAGGGAUUCAAAUCCUAUAUGAAAAGGUAAUCUUUGAAGAUCCCUUUAGUUCUAUUUGGGUGUCUGGGUUUUCUUUUUCCCUUUUCUAGGGUUAGGGUUUGUAGAUUUUUAGGGUUGUGUCCUGAAAAUCUUAUCUUGAUGGAUUUAAUCCCCUUGAUACCAUAUUUGCCUCCUAUUUCUGGGGAAUUCCAGGAGAUUCUCGGGUUGGGAUUUUGUUUAAUUUUGUUUUAGAAUCCCCUGUUCAAUCCAUUUGAUGCAUCUAGGGUUUUCUUGGUUUGGGAUUUUGAAUCUAGUGUUCCCUCUUUAUGUUCAUGUCGUUCUUUUGGGUUCCUGGUGAAAUUGAUUGAUGAAUCUGGGGUUUGUGUUGUGGGUUCUUUCUGUAAUUGAUCUAGUAAUGUUCGUAUGAGAUGCCAUAGUUGACUCGGGUGGACUGAGAAAUUCCACCCAACCAGCUUGAAAAAACAAGAAAGAAACCCUAGAAGAGAUAAAAGGGGGAAAUGGGGGAAGCUCUCCUCACAACUCUAUCCAUGGAGAAUCAUCAUCCGUCGACUCUCCUGUCCAUGGAUUCAAGUUCCAACUCGCACGAUGAAUUGGAACGCGAGAUGAAUCGGCAGAUCAUCCUCUCUCGCCCGCCCGAUAUCAAUCUCCCACUGUCGGCCGAAAGGAGCCCACCUCCCCAACCGUGGAACGGGGAAGGGUGUGACAUCUUAGAUGUCGGUCUUGGGCCUCAGAUCUAUGAGACAGAAGCCCUCCUCCAUCUCCCCAAGGCUGGGCGGAAAUGUGCCAAGCGAGUGGAUAGCAUCUGGGGCGCCUGGUUUUUCUUCAGUUUCUACUUCAAGCCUGUUUUGAAUGAGAAAUCCAAGGGGAAGAUUACCCGUGACAGCAACGGGGUUGCCGGGUUUGAUAAGUCGGACCUCCAGCUCGAUGUUUUCCUGGUUCAGCACGACAUGGAGAACAUGUACAUGUGGGUUUUCAAAGAAAGGCCGGAGAAUGCACUCGGUAAGAUGCAGCUGCGGAGUUACAUGAAUGGGCACUCCCGCCAAGGGGAGCGCCCCUUUCCAUUCAGCGUGGACAAGGGUUUCGUCCGAUCCCACAGGAUGCAGAGAAAGCAUUACAGGGGUCUCUCAAAUCCCCAAUGUGUGCAUGGUAUUGAGGUUGUCAGGUCCCCAAAUCUCAUGGCUCUUGAUGAGGAAGAGCGGAAAAGAUGGAUUGAGCUAACAGGACGGGAUUUGAAUUUCUCCAUCCCACCUGAAGCAAGUGAUUUUGGUGCUUGGAGGAACCUCCCAAACACAGAUUUCGAGCUUGAGAGGCCCCCUCCUCCAAUAAAGAGUAACCCACACUCCAACCCAAGGAGAUUGCUCAAUGGAUCUGGCUUGAAUUUGUCAACUCAGCCAUCUAACCAUGUCAAUGGCGAUGGUAUGGACCUUUCCCCCGUUAGCAACAAGAAGAGGAAGGACUUUUUCCCACAUGGGAUUGAUGAUGAUUGUUGUAUGCCUACUAUUAAUUCACAUUCUGAGCGAGUUUCGGACAUGGAGAUGCACCCAUAUGAGCCACCCUGGUUGAAUGAUUUCAGUGGUGUAAUGAGGAACAUACAUGGCCCUGUUACAGCUGCAAAAACCAUUUAUGAGGAUGAAGAAGGGUAUUUGAUCAUCGUUAGCGUGCCUUUUGCUGAUCUUCAGAGGGUUAAGGUUUCUUGGAGAAACACGCUCACUCAUGGGAUUGUAAAGAUAUCUUGUGUGAGCACAGCCCGCAUGCCGUUCAUCAAGAGACACGAUAGGACAUUCAAGCUUACAGAUCCAUCUCCCGAGCACUGCCCUCCUGGGGAGUUCAUAAGGGAAAUCCCCCUUGCAACCCGCAUUCCAGAAGAUGCAACACUGGAAGCAUACUAUGACGAGACUGGAACAGUGCUAGAGAUUUUAGUGCCAAAGCACCGCGUGGGACCAGAAGAACAUGAGGUUCGUGUAUGCCUUCGCCCUCACCUUGGAACCAACGACCUACUAUUGACUUGAAAGAAGAAUUUAUUUGAGAAAUCUUUUGACUGGGAUUGCUCUUGAGCUUCGAACUUGAAGUUCUCAGUUUUGUGGUAAGAAUUGUGAAACCUAACCCCUUUGUCUUUUAAUUUGGAAUCAAGUUAAUAGCAUAUUUGCUUCUGUUAACUAGGUUUUUGCAGACCCUAGGUGUACUGGUGUCUGAAAGAAGUUCUGUCAGACUAAAUUCUCUCUCCUUCCUAAGCUUGAUGGAGAAAUAUUGUAUAGGCAUUCAUAAUGGUUGUGCCAUGUAGAAGUGCCUUGUUGUAGUGCUGAGAUUCAAUUAAACCGUUCUCCUUGCUUGGAAUAAACAAACACUGAAUAUGACUAUAAGCACUAGUUUGGAGUUGGUUUCUUCUUGUAUAUUUGAUUCCUCAAGGGUAUGCACCGGUGCUAUAUCCAUUUUUCAAGUACCUAUUUGAUCUCUGGAUGUGUAAGGUGAAGCUUGUGGUUGCUAAUUUGCUAUUGGAAUUGGUAUUUAUCUAAUUUGUUCA
Molecule: messenger RNA, 2840 nt
Organism: Nelumbo nucifera (sacred lotus)
Lineage: Eukaryota; Viridiplantae; Streptophyta; Magnoliopsida; Proteales; Nelumbonaceae
Source: RefSeq, a predicted model, not a curated record